AUGGCAUCACCAACAAUACCUUCAUCCGCUGAUAAUGCGGAUACUUUACAAUCAAAAUUAUCAUUUAUUCAUCGUUAUUAUUUACUUUUAAAAGCACAUUAUUUUCUGUUUUUUGCAGCAUUUGGUAUAUUUAUUCCAAUAGUAAAUAUAACAUUACGUAGUCGUGGUUUAUCAAAUAUAGAAUUAUCAUAUCUUAAUAUUGCUAUUCCAUUUUUAAUCCUUUUUACAAAUCCAUUAAUGAGUUAUAUUGCUGAUCUUUCACGUCGUUAUAAAUUAACAUUUAAUUGUGUUUAUAUUAUAACAGCUAUCGCAUGUGCUAGUUUAUUAGUUGCACCAUCUGUUAAAUCCCGUAAUAUACAAGCUGAUAUGAUACGUGAUGAGAAUUUAAAUCAUAUAUUAGAUUUUUGUGCUAGUCAAGAAUUAGCAACAAAAUGUGCAUCAAGAACUGAAUGUGGAUGUACAUAUAAAGCAAGUUGUAAUUUUAUUGAUGAACGAAAUCAUGAAAUUAAUAAUCAAAUGCAAUCUUUUUCUUUUAAUUUUUCAAUGAAAUCAAAAAAUAUUCACAAGGAUGUUAAAGAUAUAACUGAACAACGAGCAUGUGGAAUUGAAUAUCAAGUACCUAUUGAUGAUGAUAUUAAACAAAAUAGAAACAAUCCAAGUUUUAAUAGAUCUCUCAGUAGAGGUAGUUCAUCUCGAUUAGCUGCUUGUGAAAUAACUUGUUCGAUAGCACAUUUUUGUCAUGGACCACGUAGUUCUGGUCAAACACGUUUAAUUGUUCUUUAUUCAGGUUUAUUUGUUAUCGGAAAUAAUUUCCUCACAAAUUCUAUUCCGCUUGGUGCAGCAAUUGGUUUUAAUAGUUUACAUCGUGCAGACCUUUUUGGUAAACAACGUUUUUGGGGCACAAUCGGUUUUGGUACAGCGGCAUAUACUGCUAGUCUUCUUUAUAAAUAUUUUCAAACUGAUUAUGUUUAUUUUAUUAUGUUUUGUAUUGCAAGUGUUGCCUGUAUGAUUGUAACAUGUUUUAUUCGUAUACAACCAGAUAGAAAAAAACGACGUUCAACAGUUGAUGAAAUUAUUAUUCAAAAGAAUGAUGAUUUAAAUCGUGGAAACAAGAAAAAUCGAUCACAAUUUAAAAUGUUAGAAAUAUUACCAUUGUUAAAAAAAAUUGAUGUUAUUAUUUUUUUUUCACUUAUAAUUGUUUGGGGAAUGUCCUUUGCAGUUUUAGAACCGUAUCUAUACUUAUAUAUUGAUGAAAUAGCUCCAUGUCAAUCUCAUAUAAUCAUUGGUAGAAUGUCAAUAGUAUCAGCUAUCUCUGAAGUUAUUGCUUUUUUCUCUGCUGGAAGACUUCUGAAAUUAUUUGGUACAAAUCUAUCAUCGGUUAUUAUUUUAUUAGCUUUUAGUGUUCGAUUUGGUGGUUAUUAUUAUAUUCGUCUACCAUAUUUACUACCAUGUAUGGAAAUAAUGCAUUUUUUUAAUUUUGGUAUACUUUUAAUUUUAAUAUUUCAACAAGCUGAUUCGUUUGCACCACCUGGUCUAUCGGGUACACUUCAAAGUCUUUCGCUUGGACUCUGUUUUGGUUUAGGUAAAGGUAUUGGUUUAAUUAUUUCAUCAUUUAUUUAUACAACACUUGAACAACGUCUUCUCUUUUUAAUCUUUGCCAUAUUUAAUUUAAUCUGUGCUAUUAUUUAUGGAAUUUAUUUUCUUAUAAGUAGAAAGAAUUCAAACAAAUCCAUUGAACACAAUACAUCAAAUAUUAUUGUUGAAUCUGAUACAAAAUCAAAUGAAGAACCUUUAUUAGUAUCAUCGAUUGAAAAUAAAUCAGACAAUCAAAUUGAUAAAUAA
This is a messenger RNA of Adineta steineri, 1842 nucleotides long. The record is from the annotation of a GenBank genome assembly. NCBI's taxonomy places the organism in Eukaryota, Metazoa, Rotifera, Eurotatoria, Adinetida, Adinetidae.